UAAACACUGGAACUUGUUUAACGUUAACCCCAGAUUAUUAUCAACUCUGUGAGUGUUAUCUCUUCUCUUCCUUCUGUUUGGCAGAGCGCAGAUCUCAUUCUCUCCACCUUCAACUACGUAGUUUAUCUUCUGUUUGGCUCCUCACAUCUGCAUACUUUCUCUCGCUUUCAUAAGAGUCUCUCUCUCUGCUUUGGCUUCCGCUCUCCAGAUCUGAUCCUCAAAAUCACUAAGAGUUGGAGAGAAGAGUGAUGCCUUCAAUGGUGCAAAAUGGACCCAGAAACAAUCCUCAAACCCAAAAGCCCCACUCUAACUUCCCCAAUAAACCUCACAAUCCCGAUUCUCUGGCCAGGAGAGAGAGGAUUGAGAGGCUGAGAGAGUCUCUACCAAUAGCAUCAGUUAAGGAACGACUAGUUGAGGAGGUUAAAACCCAUGAUAUUUUGAUCAUUGUUGGUGAAACUGGAAGUGGAAAAACAACUCAAUUACCUCAGUUUUUAUUCAGUGCUGGGUUCUGUCACGAUGGAAAAGUUAUUGGGAUAACUCAACCCAGGCGUGUUGCAGCGGUCACCGUGGCAAAACGAGUGGCGGAGGAAUGUGGGGUUGAAUUGGGGCAAAAGGUUGGAUAUUCCAUCAGGUUCGAUGACAAAACUUCCAGCUCUACAAGGAUUAAGUACAUGACUGAUGGAUUGCUACUCAGGGAAGCAUUGUUGGAUCCUUACCUCUCUAGAUAUUCAGUCAUCAUUGUGGAUGAAGCUCAUGAGAGAUCAGUCCACACUGACGUUUUGCUAGGAUUGCUAAAAAGUGUGCAAAAUGUGAGGUCAAACUUCAUGAAGGACCAUGAUAAUAUGGAUGAUAAGAAGUCAAACAAUAGGGCAAUGAAGGGGACAGGAACGGGUACUCAAUGUACUAGUUUUCUCAGGCAAUGCCAUGGUAGAAAAUUCCCUCCGUUAAAGCUAAUCAUAAUGUCCGCCAGCUUGGAUGCUCGUGUUUUCUCUGAGUACUUUGGUGGUGCCAGAGCUAUUCAUAUUGAAGGGCGCCAACAUCAAGUUGAUAUACUGUAUACUCUUCAUCCUGAGCCAGAUUAUAUUGAUGCGACCUUGGUUACUAUAUUCCAGAUUCAUUUGGAGGAGGCCCCUGGUGACAUACUUGUAUUUCUAACUGGGCAAGAAGAGAUUGAAUCUGUUGAAAGACUUGUGCAAGAACAACUUCAUAAAUUACCUGAAGCCAAUCGAAAGUUGUUAAUUGUCCCCAUGUUUUCAUCCCUUCCAUCGGAGCAGCAGAUGCGGGUUUUCAUGCCAGCUUCAGCUGGGCAUCGUAAGGUAAUAUUGGCCACAAAUAUUGCUGAGACGUCAGUGACGAUACCUGGAAUCAAAUAUGUUAUAGACCCAGGAUUUGUAAAAGCACGUUCCUAUGAUCCAGUCAAAGGAAUGGAAUCAUUGAUAAUUGUUCCAACUUCAAAAGCUCAGGCUCUUCAAAGGAGUGGACGUGCAGGGCGUGAAGGACCUGGGAAGUGCUUUCGUCUCUAUCCAGAGCGUGAAUUUGAGAAACUUGAGGAUUCAACAAGGCCAGAGAUCAAGCGGUGCAACCUCUCAAAUGUCAUCUUGCAACUGAAGGCUCUAGGUGUCGAUGAUAUCAUUAGAUUUGAUUUCAUGGAAAAGCCAUCUAGGGCAGCUAUCAUCAAAUCGUUGGAGCAUUUGUUUCUGCUUGGUGCUUUGACAGAUGACUGUAAGUUGUCAGAGCCUAUUGGGCAUCAAAUGGCUCGGCUUCCCUUAGAUCCUAUUUAUUCCAAAGCGCUCAUCCUAGCUAGUCAGUUCAACUGCUUGGAAGAAAUGCUAAUAACAGUUGCGAUGCUCUCUGGGGAAUCUAUUUUUUAUGCCCCUCGUGAGAAGAAGGAUGAGGCGAUAGCUGCAAUGAAGUGCUUUGCAAGUCCAGAUGGAGACCAUCUCACUUUAGUUAAUGUAUAUCGGGCAGUAGAUAGACUUUUGGAGAAAAGAAAUAUGGAAGUUGGUAAUAAAAAAAAUCCCCAUGGAAAAAAUGAAAAAUUUCUGAGAAAAUGGUGCAAAGAAAAUUUUAUUAAUAGUCGAUCCCUGAGGCAUGCUUGUGACAUUUACAGUCAAAUUCGAGGGCAUGUUGAACAAAUGGGUCUUCGUAUUUCGUCCUGCGGAGAUGACCUGGUUCAAUUCCGCAGAUGCCUUGCUGCUUCAUUUUUCCUUAAUGCAGCUUUGAAGCAGCCUGAGGGAACAUACAGGGCUUUGGCAAGUGGACAGGUAGUGCAGAUUCACCCUUCUUCUGUACUAUUCCAGUCAAAGGCAGAAUGCAUAAUUUUCAAUGAACUAGUCCAAACCACUAACAAGUAUAUCCGCAACAUAACUAGAAUCGAUUAUUUAUGGUUGACUGAGCUUGCUCCACACUAUUUUGCCAUGCGGAGUUAAAAAUUUCUGCUGGAAAUAGCAGGAAAGGAAGAUCUUUGUUUCUUUCUAUUGAGGGUGAUGAUUGAUAAUGCCCUAUUUUUACUUUUAAUAGCUAAUAUAAUCACUAUUUUUACUGAA
This is a messenger RNA of Hevea brasiliensis (rubber tree), 2546 nucleotides long. RefSeq names its product pre-mRNA-splicing factor ATP-dependent RNA helicase DEAH10-like. Gene Ontology annotation, cellular component: nucleolus; intracellular anatomical structure. Lineage: Eukaryota; Viridiplantae; Streptophyta; Magnoliopsida; Malpighiales; Euphorbiaceae. The transcript has 15 exons. The record is from RefSeq and is a predicted model, not a curated record. Gene Ontology annotation, biological process: positive regulation of transcription by RNA polymerase I. The coding region runs from base 249 to 2429 and encodes 726 amino acids. Gene Ontology annotation, molecular function: RNA binding; ATP hydrolysis activity.